AUGGCACCUAAAAGACCACUUGGGAUCGGCAAAGCCGCCAAGGCGAAAAAACAAAAAAAAGAGUCGACGGAAAAUGAAUCAGUGGGAGAAACGGCCGCUUCAAACGAGCUUACUGUGGAGUUGGAUGAAGAAAUAGAAGCAAACGAUGCCGUUGCCCAAUUAAAAGCGUUAUGGAAAACAUACUUCGCUUCGGAAGACAAGAGCGAGUUGAUGCUCAACGGGAUCAUCCACGAGUGUGACCGGAUCUUGCGGAAAACUCACAACACCAAAGAACAAGAUGAAGAUGAUGAAAAGAUUGAGCUUUCCGGCCGAUUCUACGCCAUCUACGCCCUUGCCUUGUCGUCUUUGGCCUUUUACCACACGGAAGACCUUAAGAAAGUGAAUGAUUUUUUCGCCGAGGCCUUUGACAGAAUCGAAUCGGGCCGCAAAGCAUUCCCGGACUCUGUGGACUUGGCAUUUGCGGAAGCCAAGAUCAUGAUCAGCCGAAUCCCGUUGGUGGAAGUCAGCCAGUUGCUUGUAGACAGUCGUGUGGGAAAGGAAAGAAGCGAUGUUUCCAAGUCGUUAGACGCAUCUUUGGCCAAGUGGGAAGAGGCGCAGAAGCAGGCUGUAGCGCAGAACCAUUUCCACCAUUACAAUGCAGAGAACUUUGAUUUCUUGCAAGCUUUGGACGACUUGUUGGAUAUGGUGGACAACUUUGGGCAGGAAAUCAUGGAAGGCGAAGAUAGUGACGCCGAAGAAGACGAAAAACCCCACGUUGAGUUGGAUGAGGGCCAUCCAUUGUUUGCGAUAAAACUGCUGGACAAGUACAACUUGUGGUGGCGGGAGCAAACGAUUGCUUUCUUGGACCACUUGAACAAGAACAUCGAAAACGCAAGCGCAAAAGAGUUGCCGGCGCUUGCUGUCUUGAAACGAGAAUUGUGCAAGCGUCUCGGCCAAUCCUACUUGAUGGAAGCAGAAGUUCCUGCCAAUGUAUUCACAACAUUGAGCUACUACUCUAAAGACGCUAAAUCUCUCAACGGGCUCACCCGAGUGGAGGCUCAGAAAAUCAGCCAGGACUUGUUCAAACGAGCUUUAACUUACUUGAAGCAAGCCCAAGACGAGCAGGAACCAGAAACUUGGGUCAACGUGGCAGAGGCCAUGAUCUCGUUGGGAAACACUUACGAAAUCGACAGCAAGGAACAAGAAGAGACUUACAAAGAGGCCGAAGCCAUUUUGGUCAAGGCAAAUAAUGCCACUAACGGCAAGUAUGAGGACAUUCUAGAGAAUUUGAUGCAGGGCUAG
This is a messenger RNA of Clavispora lusitaniae ATCC 42720, 1281 nucleotides long. RefSeq lists its product as uncharacterized. Gene Ontology annotation, biological process: positive regulation of SREBP signaling pathway. Gene Ontology annotation, molecular function: protein binding. NCBI's taxonomy places the organism in Eukaryota, Fungi, Ascomycota, Pichiomycetes, Serinales, Metschnikowiaceae. The record is from RefSeq and is a predicted model, not a curated record. Gene Ontology annotation, cellular component: nucleus.